AUGCGACCCCGUCUUCUCCGGCGGUUCCUCCUCCGCCAGCUCAAGACACCAGACAAGCCGACCCGGACGUUCACCCACAACUCACCCGCCCUCUACAAUGCCCGCCCACAGCUCCCCUUCCUCUCCAUCCCGUCCCGCUUCCAGCGCCAACAAUGGCGCUACCUCACCACCGAGCGCAAGACCUGGCUGCGGCGCGAGGCCAUCCUCAGCGUCAAGUACACCGCAUAUGUCUGGGCACUCUUGGCCUGCGUAGCCAGCGCCGCUUUCGCCGUCCAGCAGGAGUUCCUUGAGCGCCAGUUCCCAACCCCACACGAGUGGUCUUUCCUCACCAGGAUGCGGAAGAGGGGCGCCGAGGCCGAGAGGAACCGGCCAGACGUCGUCAUGGAGAACUGGGCACUGAUCAGCCAGAUGAUGAAGGACGUCAUAUCCAGGCUCGAGGACCCCGACGGCGACGGAAAGGGCCUCAAGGACAUGGGGCCAGAGAGCCCCGCCGGCACAAAGGACGUUUCCGCCAUGCCUGAGGCUUGGAGACGAGGAUACUACGAGGCGCUGCUGACGUAUGCGAGGGCAUCCGAGCACGUUGAAGGCUGGGUGCUUGACAAGACAAGGAAGACUGUCUUUCCCCCCGACGUCGUCAAGGGCCCCUCCAACCCGUUUCCCAAGCCAAUACCUCCAGGUGCCAAAUCCGCCCCGCGCGAGGAAGACUGCGUGCCGGCGGGCUUCCCCAGUCCGGACGAGUGCUACCUGAAGCUGCUGUCCACCGAGGGUUUCACGUCAAAACAGCGCAUGGAUGCAGCGCUGGCGUACGCGAACUGGCUAGAGUGCAAGGGUGUGGUGGGGCCUGCGGCCAUCAUGUACGACGACGCUGUCAACUUGGCCAUAGAGGAGAUAUACAGUCCCGGCGCACCACCACUCAUCGAUCCCCAAACAGCAGUUCUGAGCGACAAGGCCGACCGCAAGCCUUCGACAAACCUGCUCACUUCUCUGACGGCACUGGCGACUUUCAAGGCCCGCCACGAGGAACCGUCCGCUGCCCUACCCAUUCUCGUAUCUAUACUCAAGGCACGGCGAUCACUAUCCAGUGAGCCGCCACAGAAGAGCCCCGAUGAGCAGCUUGCCGCUCUUUACGACGGGACCCCCAAGAAGGACGGCCCCCUGCAGACAGUGCUCAACCUCUUCAAGCCCCCACCGUACCCGCCGCCGCCAUCCGACGGGACCUCACCUCCCAUCCGCGACAGCAAGGAGCUCUGUGAGGAAGCUGCCCUGGACCUGCACAUUGGUGAGAUCAUGUACGUCCUGAAGGAGUCGGCUCGCGAAGACGGCCUGGCGUGGACACGCGAGGGAGUCGACCUCGCCGAGGAGGAGCUACACAAGGUCCUGCAAGACGACGAGGAUAACCGGGAAGCCAAGAAGGCAUGCCGCGAGUGCCUCGCCUCCGGUUUGGAUAAUUGGUCCGCCAUGGUGAGCCGUAUGGUCCAGGAGGAAGAGGCUGCCAAGGCGAAGGGCGAAACCAAGUCGUCGUCGGGUUGGUUCGGCCUGUGGUCUGGCGGGAAGGUCGCGGAGGAGAGCGGUGGCAGGUGGGCUGCUGAGGAGAAGGUGUUGAUCGAGAGGACGGUUCGGGCGCAGCAGAUCCUGGAAGAUCUCGAGAAGCCGAAUGCCGGCUUGAUGACCUCGCUGCUGAAAGCUUAG
Molecule: messenger RNA, 1689 nt
Organism: Diaporthe citri
Lineage: Eukaryota; Fungi; Ascomycota; Sordariomycetes; Diaporthales; Diaporthaceae
Exons: 1
Coding region: 1-1689 (562 amino acids)
Source: RefSeq, a predicted model, not a curated record